Serpula lacrymans var. lacrymans S7.9 is the source of this 778-nucleotide messenger RNA. RefSeq lists its product as uncharacterized. The transcript is spliced from 4 exons. Gene Ontology annotation, molecular function: metal ion binding. The record is from RefSeq and is a predicted model, not a curated record. Bases 1 to 642 code for a protein of 213 amino acids. Lineage: Eukaryota; Fungi; Basidiomycota; Agaricomycetes; Boletales; Serpulaceae.
AUGGCAUAUAACGUCGAGUCCUCGCUAGACCCGCGUGUCGCCCUGUGCCAGCGUAUUCAGUUGGCAGUUGCGGACCUCCCACAAGUGAGCGCGGAGGAUAUACCCCAGGACGAGUCGUGCCCUAUCUGUCUCCUCUCAUUUGCGAAGAUAUUGUCGGAGGAACAGGAAUUGGAAGGGGCCGGAGAUGAAGCCGAGGAGAAGGGAAUUACUAGGUUGACGAGCUGCGGGCACAUGUUUUGUCGAAACGAUUUGGCUGAAUGGAUUAGAAGUUUUCAUGGCAGCUGUCCGACCUGCCGACAUUCGUUUCUUGACGUGCAAAUACCCGUAGACUCCGAUGGGGAGUCUUCUGAUGGGGACUAUAUGCCAGAUGAAGAAGAUGAGGAGGAGGAGGAUGAAUUCUUGGAUACGGAUGGGUUCAAUGACGAAUUCGAAGUGGAGAUGGAGAUAGAUAUGGAUAGUAUGUGGGACGACGGUCCGGAGGAUAUGGAUGACCAUUCACAGUGGGGGGACAUGGAGGCCUCAUCUGAAAUAGGGUUCGAUGCUGGCGAAGAGUUUGCUCCGAUAUAUGACGCGGAUGUCGAGCCAGUCAACGAAGAGGCUGACACUACAUUAAUUGAAGAAUCCACACAGGAUCCCAAGUAGGAACUUGUUUGAAUGGCCCUUUUUUCUGUUGGCUUCUUUACCUUUUUUUUUAUUUUAUUUUUUUUACCGCCCAUUGGUUUGUAACAAUUUAGCGAUUUCUAUAUUCUGUUUUUAUAGUAAACAUCGAAUGUCUAUU